Ictalurus punctatus (channel catfish) is the source of this 3632-nucleotide messenger RNA. RefSeq names its product cytochrome b-245 heavy chain (gene cybb). Gene Ontology annotation, biological process: superoxide anion generation; defense response. The transcript has 13 exons. The record is from RefSeq and is a predicted model, not a curated record. Gene Ontology annotation, cellular component: plasma membrane; NADPH oxidase complex. Gene Ontology annotation, molecular function: superoxide-generating NAD(P)H oxidase activity. The coding region runs from base 104 to 1798 and encodes 564 amino acids. Lineage: Eukaryota; Metazoa; Chordata; Actinopteri; Siluriformes; Ictaluridae.
CUUCUGUACCUCACUCUGACUUUUUUAUAUCUGCAGACACACACACACACACACACACACACACACACACACACACACACACAGAUUCAUUUGUUCUUUCAGCAUGGGCAACUUUGCAGCGAAUGAAGGACUAUCCAUCUUUGUUAUUCUGGUAUGGCUUGGGAUCAAUGCUUACCUCUUUGUCCAUUUCUACAUGGUGUUUCUGGUGGAUCGGUUCUACUACAGCAGGGAAAUCCUCGGGCAUGCUCUGCCCUGGGCGAGAGCUCCAGCUGCAUGUCUGAACUUUAACUGCAUGUUGAUCCUCCUGCCGGUCUGCCGCAACCUUCUGUCCUUCCUCCGAGGCUCCAUACAGUGCUGUAGCCGUACGGCUGCCCGUCAACUAGACAAAAACAUCACGUUCCACAAACUGGUGGCCUACAUGAUUGCCUUCCACACAGCGGUGCACACCAUCGCUCAUCUGUUUAAUUUCGAGCGCUUUGAGUCUGCUCAGCGGGAGGACAACAACAAAUCACUGCCCCACAUUCUGUCUUUGAUUGGCAACAAGGACAAUGAGUCUUACCUCAACCCGAUCCGGUCCCCUGAGACGAGCCAGACCAUUGUGAUGUUCACCACGAUCGCAGGACUGACGGGUGUGGUCAUCACCCUCUCCCUCAUCCUCAUCAUUACCUCCUCCAUGGAAGUCAUUCGCAGGUCCUAUUUUGAAGUGUUCUGGUUCACGCAUCACCUCUUCAUCAUCUUCUUCAUCGGACUGGUGCUGCACGGGGUUGGUCGUAUUGUACGAGGCCAGACCUUUGACAAUCUAAAGAAGCAUAACCCGAUAAACUGUAGCAGUCGGUUUGAGAGCUGGGGCACGGUGCCGGAUUGCCCUACACCGGAUUUUGCAGGAAAUCCUCCAGCGACGUGGAAGUGGGUCCUUGCGCCGAUGAUCCUGUAUGUGUUUGAGAUGCUUGUGCGAUUCUACCGCUCGCAGCAGAAGGUGGUUAUCACCAAGGUAGUGAUGCAUCCGUCAAAGACCCUGGAGCUUCAGUUGAAGAAGAAAGGCUUUAAGAUGGAGGUGGGUCAGUACGUCUUCAUGAAGUGUCCGUCCAUCUCGCAGCUGGAGUGGCAUCCUUUCACCCUGACCUCUGCUCCCGAGGAAGACCACUUCAGUAUCCACGUCCGUAUCGUUGGAGACUGGACGGAUGCCCUGUACAAGGCAUGCGGUGGGGACAAAACCGAAGGUCAGGAUGCCUGGGAACUUCCCAGGGUGGCAGUGGAUGGCCCCUUCGGCACGGCCAGUGAGGAUGUGUUCCGCUACGAGGUGGUCAUGCUGGUGGGUGCAGGAAUCGGUGUCACCCCCUUUGCAUCCAUCCUUAAGUCUGUGUGGUACAAAACCGUCCAGCAAAACACCAAUGUGUUCACCAAGAAGAUCUACUUCUAUUGGCUGUGUCCAGAGACACAGGCGUUUGAGUGGUUUGCAGACCUGCUGCAGUCCCUGGAGCGCCAGAUGGGCGAGAAAAGCAUGAGUGGCUUCCUCAAUUACAACAUCUACCUCACUCGCUGGAAGGAGACCGAGGCUGCUCACUUCAGAGUUCACCAUGAGGCAGAAAACGACCCCAUCACCGGCCUGAAGCAGAAAACUCUGUACGGAAAACCCAACUGGGAAAACGAGUUUAACAGCAUCGCCACCACUCACCCAGGGUGUAAAGUCGGGGUGUUUCUCUGUGGACCGACUCCUCUGGCGAAAGCCUUAGAAAAACAAUGUCUGAACCAGUCGCAGGCGGGAGCCGAAUUCAUCUUCAACAAGGAAAACUUCUAAUCCUAGAGAUGGAUAGAAUUUAAAUCAUCUAAUCUCUGCUCUGUAGUGUGUGUGUGUGUGUGUGUGUGUGUGUGUGUGUGAUUACCAGAGAAGGAAAAAAAAGAGAAAUGUUUACUCAAAACAUACUUAUAAUGGAAGUUUAUGGGUGUCUGCCGAACUUCAGUGCCAUGAGUACGUUUAAAAUACGUGAGGAAAGUAAAUCCGGGAUUCCAACACCGGAGCGAUGAGUAACGCCGGCUUCGUGUACUCUCCUGAAGAUUUUGGAAAACAGCACAAGUUCAUCUUUACUAGAAGCUGUAAGCGCGAACACGCUAACAGUAGUUCUGUCUGAGGAAGGAGUGCGCGGAACAGGACGCGGCGUAACGAUCACACUCGACACCAGAUUUACUACUACACCCCGGAGUCUGUAUCUUUCUCCUGAAGCGUUUUUAUUCAUCUUACCCCACAGCAAUUCAGCAACGCAAAACAUCUACAAAAGUGACACGUCUUACGUCUUUAUCCAUUUAUAAUGACACUUACUGUCGUUAGUUCCUGCUCUCACUUACUUUAUAACAGCUUUAAACAGCCGUUCCUUCACCACCCUUUCCCGCUCGGUCGAUCGGCUGAAGUCAAAUCCCAGCUUUUCGUGUUGAUGAGAAACUGCAAAGCUCUUCAUCCUGAAAGGAAAACGUCCUUCUAAAUAAACAUCUCCUCUCAGGAAUCUUCAUACUAACGAUCCGUGUAGCUCAGCAUCGAUCACGUGCUUACAACAAGCACAGUAUAUACUCCAGCCGUCCGAGCCGGAGUCAGAAAACUAAACGACACGGUGUUAGAGAGAACAUUCAUUCAGUGUCCCAGCGUCCGACAUUAGACUUCCAAUUGGUAUGUUUCGAGUAAAUCGGAUUUCUUUUCUUUUUUUGUGUGUGGUGAAAUUACUGCCUGUGGUAAUCACACACACUACAGACGCACUGGAACAAGUUUUUUUUUAAAACACAACAUUUAUAAACAGCUUUUAUUGGGGGAGGGGGGGGGGGGGGGGGGGGGGGCUGCAUUCCUGUAAAGGUGUGAUUAAAGGAUGGCGCAAUGCCAGUAGUGAAGCCGUUGCUACGGGAACGUAUAUGAAAAGCUGCAAUGUUGAUAGAAACGGCUCAGAGAAUUGUUUGCACUGAUUUUUGUUAGCGAUCGAAUUCGCAAUUGCUGAUCACAUUUCUAUGCGCAUUUUUUUUAUGCUGCAGAAUUACUCAGUAAGCUUUUCUUUCUUUCCCUAAGCUUUACAUUACAUUACAUUACAUACUAUAUCAUACCAGCAAUCUUUGUGUUUAGACUGAACCAGACAUCCUGCUAGAAGACGUGCAACGGAUUAGACGGACUAGUUUAACUCUUCUAGCGGUGAGAAAUCACGUUGCGAAACGAUUGUGUUGCGAGUGUUUUUAAGAAAUACCUGCUCAGUGUUCACAACAUGAACCGGACUUGCAAAAGUCGAUUUCCUCUUGAAUCGCGGCAAUUAGGAAGCGACUCUGCGGUAACGAGAAACGAACUUCACGUGGACAAAUCGCAAAGUUCCCGUUCGUUUUCUCUUCAACAACGCUGACAGACAGCAAGUCAUGACAUCCUCGCAAACACAAUCACCACAAAUCACCUUCAUUCUCGAUCUGUGCAGAAAUUAAUACAUCAUCAGAGCUGCACGCUACUCGUACUGUACGGUUGUGAACAGGAAGUGACUCCAUGCUUUCCUGACAGAACAGAAAUAUCAAGGUGUAUUGUUGAACAAUUAUCAUCUAGGACUUUCUGUAAACCUUGUACAAGGACUGAUGGAAACAAAACUUGACAAAAAUAAAAACCAGUUGGUACUUGA